This is a messenger RNA of Mercenaria mercenaria, 2289 nucleotides long. RefSeq names its product toll-like receptor 1. The record is from RefSeq and is a predicted model, not a curated record. Gene Ontology annotation, molecular function: protein binding. The transcript has a single exon. NCBI's taxonomy places the organism in Eukaryota, Metazoa, Mollusca, Bivalvia, Venerida, Veneridae. Gene Ontology annotation, biological process: signal transduction. Bases 1 to 2289 code for a protein of 762 amino acids.
AUGGCUUUUGAGUUAAUUGUAUUAUUAAUGCUAAUUAAGCUGUCAAUUAUAGUUUCUUUAAAGGAGUACUAUGAUACAAUGAACACAACACUGAAAUGUAACUAUAUUCCAAAAGAUAUUCCAAAUGGAAUUUCCUUUGUACACAUCCUGGAUUUUAAAGAACAAAAUCAAAUCUUUGAAGUGAACAGUUCACACUUUGAGACUGAUAACUGGAGAAGGGUCAAAUCACUUGAGUUAACAUACACUGUAAGUGAAUAUAUUUCUUCAAUUAUUCUAAAGUCAAAAUGUUUCCAUGGAUUAAAAACCCUUCAAGAGCUACAUAUACAUCUGAUGACAGGAAUUAAACUUGAUCCGAAUGCCUUUACCGGACUGGACACCCUGAAGUUGUUAGACAUGUCCGGAUGUGUAAGGUUGAGUCUCACUGCAUUAGUGCGAAGUAUAAACGGAAAGGGUAUAUUACCCAGCUUAGAAAAUUUGAAUGUGUCAUAUUUAAAUCUCUACAGGGAACCAAAUAAAUUCGGCACAAAAUUGGCACAAGCACUGCAAGAUAAAAAUGUUACAUCUCUAGAUUUUAGCUACACAAGGAUCUCUGAAAUAAAUUUAACAGCCCUGUUAAAUUCUAUGAAACACUUGAAAAAUGUGAACAUAUCACAUUGUACAGUAUCACAUGUGACUAUAGAUAAAAGCACUGAUGUCUGUAAAUUUAUGCAUCUACAUGUUUUGGAUUUUAGUCAUACACGCCUGCUUUGGGAUAUUCCAUCUCAAAUCAAAAUAUACAAUAAGAUAUGGCAUUCAUCAGAUUUAUCUGACGAUUCUAAUUAUAUACUUUCUCCUAAAGUUGUAAAUUUUAGUAGUAUAAGCAUCUCAGGAAGUGGCCAGUUGUGGAUAAUUAAUAGUACUGGGCAAGUAAACAUACCCUUGGAAUGGCACAGUCAAGAACUGAUUCUUCGACAAAAUAACAUCAAAUAUCUAGAUAUUCAGAUGCAGUGCAACAUUUAUGCAGCAUUUACCUUUAAACAUAUAGAUCUAGCUGAGAAUGGACUAGAAUUCCUUCAUCCAAGUAUGACUGCCUGUUUCCCAAAUCUUGAAAGGAUAGAUCUAUCAAGAAAUCAGCUUUAUAAAAUGGUUCAAGAACAUCACAUGUUUUUUAAGCAAUUAUAUGUUUCCCUGCACCAUUUAAAAAUGAUUAAGUUAUCAACAAACUUUCUGACAAGCAUACCGAAAGAUACUUUUAUUCAGAAUUAUGACCUUGAAAAGAUUGAUCUUUCACACAAUAACCUUGGACAGGUGACUUUUACUCUGCAACAUCUAAAAAAACUGAAAGUGCUUGAUCUUCGAAAUAACAGGAUAAAGAUUCUGAAUGGAAUUUCCAUGAAUAACUUGGAAUCCAUGAACACAAGGGUACCCAAACUGGGAGAUAUAAGAACAUCUGUACAACUGGAGUCUAACCCUAUUUCAUGUUCAAAGUGUGAGGCAAAAACGUUCAUCAGCUGGCUUACAAGCACUAAAUCUGUUGACAUUCCAACAUCGAAUCUUAGAUGUAUUACCGAGAGUGGCUCAACACAAAACAUCAACUAUCGUACACCAGAACUAGUACAGGGCAUAUGUAAUAAGAAGACAGUUAUAAUUUCUAUAAGCACAUCAGUGGGACUGAUUGCUUUUAUUGCAGUGGUAACUGUGACAAUAACGUACAAAUGUAAAAAAUGGGCAAGAAAUAAAGCCAAAAGGAUGAAAUUUUUAAUGAAUUUGCAUGCAGGUCAAGGUCAAUAUGAAUUUGCUGCUUUUUUAUCACACAGCAGUGAUGACACAGAUUUUGUAGAGAAUUAUCUGCUGGAUAAGUUGAAUGAAAAUCUGCAACUUAUGACAGGUAUAGACAGAAACCUAGUCUGCACUGGAGACGCAUACCUGCGACCAGGUUUCCUGAUUCUCGACGAAGCUGCUCGAUGUAUAGAGCGAGCAUCAGCUUUCAUUGUUGUGGUGUCUGAUAGUUACUGCACCAGCGCUUACUGCCACAAUGAGAUAGACCUGGCAAAUCGUCUAAACAAACCUAUCAUACUUAUGAUUAAAGGUCAUGUGGAUGAAAACCUGAUGAUGCCCACUAUGAAAAUGCUCUUCAAGAGUAAUGUUAGAGUAUUAUGGACACUUGAAAACAAUGAGUAUAUAUUAAAAACAACAUGGGAAAAUGUAUGCGCAUCUGUAUUAGACCUCAUAGCUCAAAACGAAAAUAGAGAAUUGCUCCAGCAAGCCCUGUUUAGAGGACAGUUAUACUCUAACCACCAACUUGAGUAA